Trichosporon asahii var. asahii CBS 2479 is the source of this 1017-nucleotide messenger RNA. RefSeq lists its product as uncharacterized. The transcript is spliced from 7 exons. Lineage: Eukaryota; Fungi; Basidiomycota; Tremellomycetes; Trichosporonales; Trichosporonaceae. Bases 1 to 1017 code for a protein of 338 amino acids. The record is from RefSeq and is a predicted model, not a curated record.
AUGCCUCUCAUCCCGCGCGACUUUGGGCCGAUGACGGAGGAGCAGAUCGCGGCGCGCAUGCGCCCCAUCAAGGAGUUUGCGCUCGGCUGCAUCAUGUCCAUGAUCAUCAUUGAUACGUUCUUGUGCGCCGUCUUCCUCAUGCAGUCGCACCGGUACUGGAUGGUGCACUCUUCUGACCGCUGGUGGAUCAAGAUGAUUGUGAUUGCCAUUACCUUCCUCGGCCUCUUCACAACUGCUGACACCCAGUUUGUGGCCGGGUUCGGCACGUACUCGCCCAUCGGCGGCCCGCCGACGUAUCUAGCUGACCCCAGCGAUCCUCAUGUGGUGCGUGUCGAGCAUGCUCGCCGACCUCAUCAUCACGACUGCGAUUCUUUACGGCCUCAUCACGAGCCCGCAAAGCUGACAUCAGAUCAUCACGCGCCUCAUGCGCCUCACGCUCGAGAGUCAGCUGCCUCCCCUCAUCCUGGCCGUGACGUACAUGGCCGGGUACCUGAUCGCCCCGGGCAGUCUGUUCUGCAGCACGCUCAUGGCGAUCCAGAACAAGCUCUACACCGUGGGGCUGUUCUACUCGCUGAAUGCGCGCGACACAUUCGCAACCCGCAACGUCACCAUGGACUUUACGGGCAAUGUGAGCUGGCCCCGUCGUCGAAAGCUGACAAGCAGCACUACCCCGAGCAGCAGAGCAAGGCGGGCCCCGCGACCGUGCACGUCGACGUCGAGACGGAGACGUACGAGACGCGCGUCGAGCUGCCCCGCCCUGGCCUCAACCGCAUGCAAAGCGCGAUGGGCCGGCAGCAGCAUCACGCCCUCGAGAAGAUCGAACACUCGGACGAGGACGAGGGCGAGAGCGACACGGCCGUGCUCCGUUCCGACUGUGGGUCGAAUGUCAAGCUCACCCCGCCUACGCCCUCCGACGGCUCGCCGCCCAAUACGCCCGGCGCACUCGCCCCGCAUGGCUACCGCACUGCGCCUGCGCAGAGCGAGUACAACGAUGACAAGGGCGCAGGCGUCGCUUGA